This is a messenger RNA of Diabrotica virgifera virgifera (western corn rootworm), 2895 nucleotides long. Its product is annotated as alpha-L-iduronidase. Gene Ontology annotation, molecular function: L-iduronidase activity; microtubule motor activity; ATP binding. Gene Ontology annotation, biological process: microtubule-based movement; carbohydrate metabolic process. Lineage: Eukaryota; Metazoa; Arthropoda; Insecta; Coleoptera; Chrysomelidae. Bases 44 to 2833 code for a protein of 929 amino acids. The record is from RefSeq and is a predicted model, not a curated record. The transcript is spliced from 11 exons.
CUGGACUGGAGUUCAUUACAUAUUUUGUUUAUUCUAAGUAAUAAUGAUUGAAAAAUUAUUCCCAAUUGUUUAUUUAUGUGUUUGUGUAUAUUCUUCAUAUACAAAGACCAUAAACAUCGAUGUUAAUGGAACUAACUUGAAGUAUUUUGGACAUUUCUGGAAAAGUACAGGAUUUUGUCCUCCUGAUCCCAAAGAAAGUAUUCCUAAAUAUCUUCUUAGCCACGAACAAAAAACUCAUAUUGCCCUUUUGGGCUCCUUGCCUAAUAAAGGAAUAACAUAUAUAAGAAUUCACUGGUUGCUCAAUCUGCUAACUUUGGAAAGGAAUGCCACUAAUGAAUAUAUUUACAAUUUUACACAUUUGGACAAAUUCAUGAAGGUUUUAAAUGACAACGGUUUAUCUCCAGGCUUUGAAAUGAUGGGAUGUAAUACAAAUUUUGUUAAUUUUGAUAAGAAUAAAAUUAGCUGGUUGAAAUUAGUCCACCAAAUUGCAAGUAGAUACAUUGAUCAUUUUGGCGUGGAAAGCGUUUCGAAAUGGAGAUUUGAAUCCUGGAAUGAACCAGAUUUGAAAGGCUAUAAUUGUUUAAAUAUAUCUGCGUUAGAAUAUCUCGACUACGUUUCGGCGACCAACGAAGGGUUAAAAUCUGCUUUUUCUGCUUCGAAUUCAACUUACAAGUUUGGCGGUCCGGCGGGACUGUUUAGAGAUAAAAACCACCCCCUCUGUUGGGGCAUUCUUGAAUUUUGCUCUUCUGCUUCGAUUGGUGUCUGCCCUUUGAAGUUUGUUUCUUUUCAUCGGAAAGGCGGAGGAAGCGCCAAAGGAGUUGUUGAUGGGAGUUUGGCGCUGAUCGACGAGAUAUUUGAGAAGUUUCCGAUGCUUAAAACGAUGCCAGUUUCAAAUGACGAGGCAGACAUCGAGACAAAUUGGUCCCGGUCCCUGGAAUGGAGGGGAGACGUGCGGUAUGCCAGUAUGGUGGCAAAAGUAAUAGCAGAUUAUUAUAAAUCAGUGAAAGUGGAGAGAAAAUUGAAGAUCGAGCUCCUGGGCAACGAUAAUGGGUUUCUAAAUUAUCACCCGUUUUAUUUUACACAGAGGACGCUAUUUGCAAGGUUUCAGAUGAACACCACCACGCCCCCUCACAGCCAAUUUAUAAAAAAACCCGUGUACUCGCUAAUGGCCUUAUUAUCCUUUCUGGGGAACUCCUGGAUCCCAACACCGGCACAGGCACAGGCACAGGCAUCCUCUCCUGAUCCCUUAUUAACGACCAUAGCUACGCGGUCGACUAAGCGACACAAGCAGGCAUUUGUUUCCGUCCUUUUGGCUUACGGUAAUGAGACCUACGACGACAACUUGCGAGUAUACUCUAAAAACGUAUCUCUGCGACUGACUGGACUCAACAAUGAAAAGACUUGGAAAUAUACCGUGUAUAAAAUUGAUAAUGUAGAUAGCAAUCCUUUUAAACUCUGGCAAGAGAUGGGAUUCCCAGUUUUUCCAAAUAAGAGUCAAAGGAAGAAAAUGAGGCAAGUAGAAGCUCCUCUCAGGCUAGUUUCACCAACAGAUCUCAAAGAUACAUAUCUUCAAUUUCACCUAACUCUUAACAUGCCCAGUGUACAUUUGGUACAAGUAUGUUCAAAAUCAGAUACUCUCCCUAAGAGAGUGACUUCUGUAAUGUUUUAUAAUGUUACUUGGAAUGAAGUGAUCAUUACCUGGAAGUUUCACUCAAGCAAUGCUAGAUGUUUGCUCAGAUACGAAGUGGAAUACGAACCAGCAGGCAAAUGUAGCAGCACCACCAGGAAUGGUAGCAGCUCUCGAGCUCGACGUCGAUGUUUCGAGAGGAUCAAUCCCCUCGAUGUGGGUGUUUUCAUGUCGUUUCAUCGAGUAGGCGAAGCUUUAGUGGACGGCAAGGCGACUCAUAUACCCUACAGAAAUUCCAAACUCACGCGCUUACUCCAAGAUUCUUUGGGAGGAAACUCCUUAACAGCAAUGAUAGCUAUGGUAAGCCCUAGAGUACAAGAUUGUGAAGAAAGUAUGUACACCCUGAUGUAUGCCGACCGAGUAAAGCAUAUUCAAAAUCAUGUUACUAUAAACAUUGAAUCCAAAAGUGUCAUAGAAAUAUUUGAGACAAAGAUUGCAGAGUUAAGACAACAACUGUUCCUUUUAGAAGCCAGAGAACAGAAACUGGAAAAGAAAGAAAGAAAAAGGCAUAGAACUUCAUCCCACAGUAGUGAAUUAGAACAAAUAGAACUGGAAAAAUGUUCCUUGCAGAACCAAAUAAAUAUUAUUCAAAAAAAGAUCCUUAUAGGCGGGGAAAAUCUCAUCGAAAAAGCUCAACAACAAAUGGAACUACUGGAUAAUUCAUUUAAAGAAAUUCAACACUUAGAUCACUCACAUUCUCUUCUCAAAGAGAUACUCUUUUACAAGGAAAAGGAAAAAACAUUGGUACAAAAAGAAUACGCAGAUCUGCAAGAGGAAGAUAAAGUUCUGGAUGCAAAGAUAGAAGAAACAGAAAAACUUAUUAAUAAGGCCUUAGAGAUUCUCCACACUAAAGAACAAGAGUACCAAAAUGAAAUUUGUUCACUUCUACACACAAAUAAGUACCUGGCAAAGGAACUUGCCUUGGUACAAUUUAUUAUUAAAGAAAGUGUUCCAAAAAGCUACCUAGAUGAACUCAAAAGUGGCAUUGUUUGGGACAACGACAAUCAGGAUUGGCAAGUAAAGGGUAUUGCAUAUUGUGGAAAUAGCCUAAGAAGAACCAGUAGUUGUGGUAUAGUUGAAAGUAGCAAUCCAAGAGCAGUAUAUCUGAAUUAUAGAAGAAAAAGCAAAUCAAAGUCUAGGUAUUAAUAUUUCUGAUAUACAGAUAGUCUAUUUUAUUUACAUAUUUGUUUUAAUAAAUAUAAACAGAG